Molecule: messenger RNA, 915 nt
Organism: Grosmannia clavigera kw1407
Lineage: Eukaryota; Fungi; Ascomycota; Sordariomycetes; Ophiostomatales; Ophiostomataceae
Product: ribonuclease hi large subunit
Exons: 2
Coding region: 1-915 (304 amino acids)
Biological process (GO): DNA replication, removal of RNA primer; mismatch repair
Cellular component (GO): ribonuclease H2 complex
Molecular function (GO): RNA binding; RNA-DNA hybrid ribonuclease activity
Source: RefSeq, a predicted model, not a curated record
AUGGACGACGACACACACAUGGAAGAGGCUGGCGUCCCGGUCGACACGGCCGUCGCAGCGAGCACCGAAUUUCUGCCCCCAUCCAUCGACGAGGCCGCCCUGCUGGCCGGCGACUCCUACUCGUACUUUUCGCCUGUGCUCUCGGCCGACACGCGGGCCAGCCUGAUGGCGGCGCUCUGCCGUCCGGGCUCGUCGCUGCAUCGGUCGUGCGGCUGGGCUACGGCAGCACUCUCGGCACGCGAUAUCGGCGCCGACAUGCUGGCGCCAGCAUCUGCAGCCGGAUCCAAUCUCAACGCACAGGCGGCCGACGCGACCGUGGCGCUGAUCCGUGGCGUGCUGGCACGCGGCGUGCGCGUCACUGACGUCUACGUCGACACGGUCGGGCCACCGGCUACGUACCAGAAGAAACUCGAGCGCGUCUUUCCUGGCCUCCGCAUCACCGUCGCCAAAAAGGCAGACUCGCUCUACCCUUGCGUCUCGGCUGCGUCCGUCUGCGCAAAGGUCACGCGCGACGUCGCCCUCGCCGUCCUCUACCGCCGCUAUGGCGCCGCCUCUGCCUCUGAACCCGACUGGGGCUCCGGCUAUCCGUCUGACGGCAGAUGCACUGCCUGGCUGCGCCGAAAUAUACACCCUGUCUUCGGCUGGGGCCCCGAGUGCCGCUUCAGCUGGGGCACCGCCAAGGACCUCCUCGAAGAUGACAGCAGCGCCAAGAAGAAGAGCACCAGCACCAGCGCCAAACAGGCCAGCGUCCGCGUCGAAUGGCCGCUGCCAGACGACGACGACCCUUCUAUCGGCCGUAUGACCGGCUUCCUCGUCUCCUCGACCACCAAGCCGUCCCAGUCACACAUCCCUGCCGACGACGUCGACGAGCUGGGAUCCUGGUUCGGGCGGCCCGUCGGCCUCGAGGCGUUUUAG